AUUUUUCUUUUCAAGUGAAAGCUCUGACUCAGGCCUUUGCCUGUCCCCAACAGCAACAUCCUUGCUUAGUCCUGAACCACAGAAGCUGCUCAGGGGCUAUCGAUGGCCUCCCCGUGGCCAACCUGAGCCUGCUGUGCAGCUUCAGGUCCUACUUGGAAGGCCUGUGGGCUCCAGGGCCGGCGGCGGCGGCUGCCCCGAGGGACGCGGCCCUAGGCGGUGGCGAUGGGGGCCACCCGGAUCGCACCCGGCCUGGCGCUCCUGCUCUGUUGCCCCGUGCUCAGCUCCGCAUACGCGCUGGUGGAUGCAGAUGAUGUCAUGACCAAAGAGGAACAGAUCCUACUGCUGCACCGUGCCCAGGCCCAGUGUGAGAAGCGGCUCAAGGAAGUCCUGUGGAGGCCAGCUGACAUAAUGGAAUCGGACAAGGGAUGGACAUCUGCAUCCACAUCAGGGAAGCCCAGGAAAGAGAAGGCAUCUGGGAAGCUCUACCCUGAGGACAAGGAGGCGCCCACUGGCAGCAGGCACCGAGGGCGCCCCUGCCUGCCUGAAUGGGACCACAUCCUAUGCUGGCCGCUGGGGGCACCAGGUGAGGUAGUAGCUGUGCCCUGUCCCGACUACAUUUAUGACUUCAAUCACAAAGGUCAUGCCUAUCGACGCUGUGACCAAAAUGGCAGCUGGGAACUGGUGCCAGGGCACAACCGGACAUGGGCCAACUACAGCGAGUGUGUCAAAUUCCUGACCAAUGAGACACGUGAACGGGAGGUGUUUGACCGCCUGGGCAUGAUCUACACCGUGGGCUACUCCGUGUCGCUGGCCUCCCUCACCGUGGCUGUCCUCGUCCUGGCCUACUUCAGGCGGCUGCACUGCACACGCAACUACAUCCACAUGCACCUGUUCCUGUCCUUCAUGCUGCGCGCUGUGAGCAUCUUCGUCAAGGACGCGGUGCUCUACUCCGGCGCCACGCUCGAUGAGGCCGAGCGCCUCACGGAGGAGGAGCUGCGCGCCAUCGCCCAGGCGCCCCCGCCGCCCGUCGCCGCCGCCGGCUACGCGGGCUGCCGGGUAGCAGUGACCUUCUUCCUUUACUUCCUGGCCACCAACUACUACUGGAUACUGGUGGAGGGGCUGUACCUGCACAGCCUCAUCUUCAUGGCCUUCUUCUCAGAGAAGAAGUACCUGUGGGGCUUCACGGUCUUCGGCUGGGGUUUGCCUGCUGUCUUCGUGGCCGUAUGGGUCGGUGUCAGGGCUACCCUGGCCAACACGGGGUGCUGGGACUUGAGCUCUGGGAACAAGAAGUGGAUCAUCCAGGUGCCCAUCCUGGCCUCCAUUGUGCUCAACUUCAUCCUCUUCAGCAACAUCGUCCGAGUGCUGGCCACCAAGCUGCGGGAGACCAACGCCGGCCGGUGUGACACGCGGCAGCAGUACCGGAAGCUGCUGAAAUCCACGCUGGUGCUCAUGCCGCUCUUUGGCGUCCACUACAUCGUCUUCAUGGCCACGCCGUACACCGAGGUCUCAGGGACGCUCUGGCAAGUCCAGAUGCACUAUGAGAUGCUCUUCAACUCCUUCCAGGGCUUUUUUGUCGCCAUCAUAUACUGUUUCUGCAAUGGCGAGAAAAUCCCUGAGGACAUUCUGAAGGCAGAGAGAAGUCUUUCCAGAUGAUUCAAGCUCAGGAUGUGCUCGGAUUUGGGGGCUCUUCAAUCUCUGGCAUAGCCAAGGGUCUUCCCGGCCCUACAGUGGAAUUCUCUGUAACCCCGGUUGGAGGACUCAGCUCCUUUUGGGGCCAUUCAAGCCUUAUAGAUUCUGGGUGUGCCAAUUGCCUGCAGCCAGGCACCAUGUUCUGAGGAUGGUGGGAUUUCACUUGGCCUUGGAAUUUUCUAGUAGCCCCCUACUCCUCUGUUUUCAUUUAGUGCUGGGUGUUUUGGGGGCAAGGAUGGUGGCACUGUUGGGGUUGUGGGCACACCUAACCACCCACCCUCCUACCGCCCCCAGGUACAGGCCGAGAUUAAGAAAUCUUGGAGUCGCUGGACACUGGCACUGGACUUCAAGCGCAAGGCACGCAGUGGGAGCAGCAGCUACAGCUACGGCCCGAUGGUGUCUCACACAAGUGUGACCAAUGUAGGCCCCCGUGCAGGACUCGGCCUGCCCCUCAGCCCUCGCCUGCUACCUGCUGCCACCACCAACGGCCACCCCCAGCUGCCUGGCCAUUCCAAGCCGGGGGCCCCAGCCAUGGAGACCCUCAAGACCACACCCCCUGCCAUGGCUGCUCCCAAGGAUGAUGGGUUCCUCAACGGCUCCUGCUCAGGCCUGGAUGAGGAGGCCUCUGGGCCUGAGCGGCCACCUGCCCUGCUACAGGAAGAGUGGGAGACGGUCAUGUGACCAGGCACUGGGGGUUGGACCUGUGACAUGGGUGGAUGGACAGAUGAACCAAGUGACAGAUGGUUGGAUGGUUGCCCACUCAGGGCUGGGGCUGGGAGGAAAAACAGGGAAAAAAAGAAAAGAGAAAAAAAAAAGAAAAAGGAAGAGGAA
Lemur catta (Ring-tailed lemur) is the source of this 2520-nucleotide messenger RNA. RefSeq names its product parathyroid hormone 1 receptor (gene PTH1R). Gene Ontology annotation, biological process: cell surface receptor signaling pathway; adenylate cyclase-activating G protein-coupled receptor signaling pathway; intracellular calcium ion homeostasis. Gene Ontology annotation, molecular function: G protein-coupled peptide receptor activity; parathyroid hormone receptor activity; peptide hormone binding. Gene Ontology annotation, cellular component: plasma membrane. The record is from RefSeq and is a predicted model, not a curated record. The transcript has 15 exons. NCBI's taxonomy places the organism in Eukaryota, Metazoa, Chordata, Mammalia, Primates, Lemuridae. The coding region runs from base 223 to 1653 and encodes 476 amino acids.